Myotis myotis is the source of this 6519-nucleotide messenger RNA. RefSeq names its product KIAA1217 ortholog. The coding region runs from base 426 to 6377 and encodes 1983 amino acids. Gene Ontology annotation, cellular component: cytoplasm. The record is from RefSeq and is a predicted model, not a curated record. Lineage: Eukaryota; Metazoa; Chordata; Mammalia; Chiroptera; Vespertilionidae. The transcript has 23 exons.
CAGAAGGUUCGCGCCGGUGAUCCCGGUGCAAUGUUCCCCACCCCCGGGCUGCGAGGGCUCAGCGGUUGGCCGAGGUGGAAACAGGCAGCCCGUGCCCCUGGGAGGGAGGCCCGUCACCUGUUGGGGCCUCGGGAGCGCGCGGCGCGGGGGCGGCGGCGGCGGCGGCUGGGAGCGCAGCCCCCGUCGCUCCGGGACUGUCCGCGGGCGGGGGGCGCCGCACGGAGUCGCGGGGAGGCCCGGCGCAGGAAUGCACUUUUCUCCAGCCCGAGAGACUUCGCACGGGAGUGGAGAAUAGUUUGGGGUGGGGUUUCGCACCGUCUCCUCCCCCCCACCCCCGGAUCCCCUUCCAGGCGCUGUUGGAGAGCUCUCAGACCUGCGCUGGGAAGUUUAAAGAGCAGAGGGGAGUUGUGCGGUAGGCAGGGACAAUGGAAGAAAAUGAAAGCCAGAAAUGUGAGCCGUGCCUUCCUUACCCAGCAGACAGCAGACACAAGCGGGAACAAGGAAAAAGCAAUCUUCAUGUAACGUCAUUAGAAGAUGCAGAAUGCCGAAGAACCAAGGAACGCCUUUCUAAUGGGAACAGUCGAGUUUCCGUUUCCAAGGCUUCCCGAAACAUCCCACGGAGACACACCCUAGGUGGGCCCCGAAGUUCCAAAGAAAUACUGGGAAUGCAAACAUCUGAGAUGGAUAGGAAGAGAGAAGCUUUCCUGGAACAUCUCAAGCAGAAAUACCCGCAUCAUGCCACAGCAAUCAUGGGCCACCAGGAGAGGCUGAGAGACCAGGCUUUGCAGUGCAUGCUGAUCUCUCUCCAGGCAGAACUUGACAUUCAAAGGUACUUGAUGAAAAUUGAAUCAUCUCAGCGAACAAGAAGCCCCAAACUGCCUCACAGUCCUCAGCCCCCCAGCGUGGGCGACCCGGUGGAGCAUUUAUCCGAGACUUCUGGUGACUCUCUGGAAGCCAUGUCUGAGAGCGAAGCUCCAAGUCCUUUCUCCAGAGGCAGCCGAACUCGAGCGAGCCUCCCGGUGGUGAGAUCGACCAACCAGACGAAAGAAAGAUCUCUGGGGGUUCUCUAUCUCCAGUACGGAGAUGAAACCAAGCAGCUCAGGAUGCCCAACGAAAUCACAAGUGCAGACACGAUCCGGGCUCUCUUCGUAAGUGCCUUCCCACAGCAGCUCACCAUGAAAAUGCUGGAGUCGCCCAGUGUCGCCAUUUACAUCAAAGACGAGAGCAGAAAUGUCUACUAUGAACUAAAUGAUGUAAGGAACAUUCAGGACAGAUCGCUCCUCAAAGUGUACAACAAGGAUCCUGCACAUGCAUUCAAUCACACGCCAAAAACUUUGAACGGAGACAUGAGGAUGCAGAGAGAACUUGUUUAUGCAAGAGGAGAUGGCCCUGCGGCCUCUCGACCUGGGUCCACAGCGCACCCAGCCCACGCCAUUCCAAAUUCUCCGCCCUCCACGCCCGUGCCCCACUCCAUGCCUCCCUCCCCAUCCAGAAUUCCUUAUGGGGGCGGCCGCCCCAUGGUGGUCCCCGGCAACGCCACCAUCCCCAGGGACAGGCUCUCCAGCCUGCCCGUGUCCAGGUCCAUCUCCCCCAGCCCCAGCGCCAUUCUGGAAAGAAGAGACGUAAAGCCCGAUGAAGACAUGAGCGGCAAGAACAUCGCGAUGUACCGAAACGAGGGUUUCUACGCGGAUCCUUACUUGUACCACGAGGGACGGAUGAGCAUCGCCUCUUCCCACGGCGGCGGCGCGCACCCGCUGGACGUGCCCGAUCACAUCAUCGCCUAUCACCGCACCGCCAUCCGGUCGGCGAGCGCGUACUGCAGCCCGGCCUUACAGGCGGAAAUGCAUAUGGAGCAGUCCCUGUACAGGCAGAAACCCAGGAAAUACCCGGACAGCCACUUACCCACUCUGGGCUCCAAAACGCCCCCCGCCUCCCCGCACCGCGUCGGCGACCUGAGGAUGGUGGACAUGCACGCGCAUCACAACGCCCACGGGCCCCCGCACACCCUGCAGCCGGACCGGGCCUCGCCCAGCCGCCAGUCCUUCAAGAAGGAGCCGGGCACCCUGGUGUACAUUGAAAAGCCACGGACCGCGCCAGGACUCUCCGGCCUGAUGGACCUCGGCCCUCCGCUAGUGGAGAAGCAAAUGUUUGCUUACAGCACCGCUACGAUCCCCAAAGACAGAGAGACCAGAGAGAGGAUGCAAGCCAUGGAGAGACAGAUUGCCAGUUUAACUGGCCUUGUUCAGUCUGCACUUUUUAAAGGGCCCCUAACAAGCACUAGCAAAGAUGCAUCUAGCGAGAAGAUGAUGAAAACACCAGCUAAUAAGAACCACACAGAGAGUGCAGGAACGCCCCAUGUUUCUGGCGGGAAGACUCUCGGCGCCCUGGAGUCCCUGGGGCCACCCAGCCAGCCCCUGGCCGCCGGCACCUCGGCCGUCCACCUGAGCCUGCUCGACAUGAGGCGGAAUGUGGCCGAGCUCCGGCUCCAGCUGCAGCAGAUGCGACAGCUCCAGCUGCAGAACCAGGAGCUGCUGAGGGCGAUGAUGAAGAAGGCUGAGCUGGAAAUCAGCGGCAGAGUGAUUGAAAUGAUGAAGAGGCUGGAGGACCCUGUGCAGCGCCAGCGCGUCCUGGUGGAGCAAGAGAGACAGAAGUACCUGCAGGAAGAGGAGAAGAUCGUCAAGAAGUUAUGUGAGCUGGAGGACCUGGUUGAAGACCUGAAGAAGGACUCUGCAUCGGCCAGCCGAGUGGUCACCUUAAAAGACGUGGAAGAUGGGGCGUUCCUCCUGCGGCAAGUGGGAGAAGCGGUAGCUUCCCUGAAAGGAGAAUUCCCGACCUUACAAAACAAGAUGCGAGCCAUCCUGCGCAUAGAGGUGGAGGCCGUGCGGUUCCUGAAGGAGGAGCCGCACCGGCUGGACAGUCUCCUGCAGAGAGUGCGGAGCAUGACCGACACCCUGACCCUGCUGCGGAGACAUGUCACUGAUGGGCUCUUAAAAGGGACAGAUGCAGCCGAGGCCGCGCAGUAUGUGGCCAUGGAGAAGGCCACCGCCGCAGAAGUCCUGGCGUCCCAGCCCCUCCACGGCGCAGCAGUCCCUCGAGACGUGAAGUCGGAAGUGGUGCCCUUGAUGGUUCACCAUGCACAGAGCUCUCCUGUGGUCACUCAGCCGUCCCAGCUCUCCUCCGCCCCACCCAACCCUGCCCAGCACCCGACCAGCCCUCCGGCAGUCACACAGGAAGUGACCUCAGCUCCCCAGUCAUCACAGGCAACUCAGUCUCCACAGGCACCCAUGAAUGGCUCCUCCAUGCAGAGUUUGUUCAUUGAGGAAAUCCACAGUGUGAGUGCCAGGAACAGGGCGGUGUCUAUUGAGAAAGCAGAAAGGAAAUGGGAAGAGAAAAGACAAAAUCUGGACCACUAUAAUGGGAAAGAGUUCGAGAAGCUCCUGGAAGAAGCUCAGGCCAAUAUCAUGAAGUCAAUUCCAAACCUAGAGAUGCCCCCAGCCUCUGGCCCAAAGCCCAAGGGCGAUGCUCCGGGGGACAGGCUGGAACGCUCAGAAGAAUCUCCAAGCUCCGAGCAGGACUUGGACAGGUUGGGGGGCAAGUCCCCACCCCCUCCUCCCCCGCCCCCGAGACGGAGCUACCUGCCAGGAUCCGGGCUCACCACCACCAGGACUGGCGACGUGGUCUACACCAGCAGGAAGGAGAACACCACUAAGGCAAGCGGUGAAGAUGCCGGACCAAGCCUGCAGGCUAGAGCCACAAAAUGCCCAGCAGAGGAGCCUGCUUCAGCGUGGACUCCAUCCCCACCUCCGGUCACUACCUGCUCCUCAAAGGACGAGGAGGAGGAAGAAGAAGGAGACAAAAUCAUGGCAGAACUCCAGGCAUUCCAGAAGUGUUCCUUUAUGGAUGUAAAUUCAAACAGUCAUGCUGAGCAGUCCCGGGCUGACAGUCACGCUAAAGACACUAGGCUGGGGGCCACAGUCUCACCCAAGGAGAAGAAGGGCAUUUUUGGAAGUUGGCGAACAAAACAGCCCAAGAAUUUGGAAUUUUUCCACGAAGACGUACGGAAAUCUGAUGUUGAAUAUGAAAAUGGCCCCCCAAUGGAAUCCCGAAAGGCCACCUCAGGGGCUCCUACACACAGUGACCGUCCCAGGUGGGAAAGAGGAGUGGAGAACAGUAUUUCUCAAGAACAUCAGACUAUAAAACUGACAGCAAGAACAUCGGAUAUUCUUGAUGCCUCGAGAACAUCAGACUAUAAAACUGACAUCUUAAUGAAGGAAAAUUCCAUUCCCAAUAGAAGUUUACUUAGAGACAGUAGAAAUUAUUCCCAGAAAAAUGUGUCUAAGGUCAAUUCCAGUUUCCCUGGCACCAAUUUGUUAGAAGAUGAAAUAAGCAAAGGGCCUAAAAUCUCAGGACUGCAGGGCCCUCCAUCUGACCCUGAGAACCAGAAGAUGAAUUAUGAAAAGACAAAAGAGAUGAGUCAACGAGAUCAAGAAAAUGCAGAUAGAUGUCACCUACUCUCUCCCACGAGGUCAACUGAAUUGAGUAUUUGUGAUGUCAAAACUCAAGAUCAAGAGGUUCCUGCGACAGAGUUUGGCCAAGUUGUGCUAAGACCCAAGGGGGCUUGGCAUGCUAGUAAUGGGAAGCCUAAUGAGGACAGGGAAUCAACCCCAAGUUCUCCCACUGAGGAGAGUGCACCCACAGACAACAUCGCCUUCAUGAUUACCAGAACUGCGGUCCAGGUUCUCUCCAGCGGGGAGGUCCGCGAGAUAGUGAGCAAGAAGGGAGAAGAUGUACAGACUGUGAAUAUUGAUGCCAAAAAAGAGAUGACUUCCCAACAAGAAGGGACUGAAAACGAAGAGCCAGUCGUGUGCCUAGACAAGAAGCCAGUCAUCAUCAUUUUUGACGAACCCAUGGACAUCCGAUCUGCAUAUAAGAGACUUUCAACCAUAUUUGAGGAGUGCGAUGAGGAAUUAGAGAGAAUGAUGACAGAGGAAAAAAUAGAAGAGGAGGAAGAGGAGGAAAAUGGAGACACUGUGGUCCAGAAUAACACUUCCCAAAAGUUCCAGAAGGUUGUGUCAGGCCCCGGCUCAGGACUGCAGGCUGAGAGCCGAUUGCAGCCACACUCCCUCUCAGGAGACACCGGAGUGUCAGGAGGACAGGGAAUGAAUAAGGCUGAGCUGCCCACGAGCGGCCGAGCAGAUUCUCCAAGUUCAGAAAGCAAGUGUGAUGCGGCAUAUGACCAGUUGGAAAGCCCCAAGAAAAAGUUCAAGUUCAAAUUCCCUAAAAAGCAGCUCGCCGCUCUCACUCAGGCAAUUCGCACAGGAACCAAGACGGGGAAGAAGACCUUGCAGGUGGUGGUCUACGAAGAGGAGGAAGAGGACGGCACUUUGAAGCAGCACAAAGAAGCCAAGCGAUUCGAGAUCACUCAGUCUUCCCCACCCGAAGACACCCCCCAAAACAGGCUCAGGAGACAGGGGCAGCCCUGUCUGGAGAACACAUCUUCCAUUUCCAGAACUGAUGAGAUUAGAAAUAACACCUACAGAACACUGGACAGCCUGGAGCAGACCAUCAAACAGCUGGAAAACACGAUCAGCGAAAUGAGCCCAAAAGCCCUCGUUGAUACCUCAUGUUCUCCCAACAGAGAUUCUGUUGCAAGCUCGUCCCACAUAGCCCGGGAGGCCUCUCCCCGAGCCUUGCUAGUUCUGGAAGAAGCUCCCACUACCCUAGAGCCCCCCUCAUCAAUCCCUUCAGCUUCACGUAAGGCCCCGGCGGGGACCCCACAGACCAGCAGGAUGCCAGUCCCCAUGAGCUCCAAGAGUAGACCCGGAAGCCUGGACAAGCCCGGCAAGCAGACCAAACUGCAGGAUCCCCGCCAAUAUCGUCAGGCUAAUGGAAGUGCUAAGAAAGCUGGUGGGGACUGUAAGCCUGCUUUCCCCUCCUUACCUGCUUCUAAGAUUCCAGCCCUUUCUCCCAGCUCUGGGAAAAGCGGCUCUCUGCCCUCUUCUAGCGGUGACAGCUCUAACUUCCCUAACCCAGCUGCUUCCAAACCACCGGUUACUUCUAACCCUCUCAGCCCCCAAACAGGACGAGCUGCCUCCUCGGCCUCCCUCAUCCCCUCUGUCUCUAAUGGCUCCUUAAAGUUUCAGAGCCCCACUCACACAGGUAAAGGUCACCAUCUUUCAUUCUCACUGCAGACUCCCAAUGGCCGAGCAGCCCCUCCCUCCUGCUCCUCCUCCCCCCCCUCCCCCGCCUCCCCCACUUCACUGAACCAAGGUGCCAGGAGCGUCAGGACCAUCCAUACUCCCAGCCUCACCAGCUACAAGGCACAGAAUGGAAGUUCCAGCAAAGCCACCCCAUCCACAGCAAAGGAAACCUCUUAAAGGCCACACCCUAUCAGGCACAAGUUGGAGUUACAUUUAAAAAUUUAGAAAAAAAUUGUAACAGUCUUUUAACAACUGUUUUCCCAAGAGAAUGUAACAUAUUGCUGUACUGUUUGAGGCUUAAUGCUAAGUAUGUGCUAAA